AUGGAAGACGUGAUAUGCAAUGAGCGAUCUCGCGCCGUUGCACGUCGUACGAUCACCAGGUCAGACCUGGCGAAAUGGCCAUACAUCGCCACCAACGAUGCUGGUCUGUUGGAUGACGGGCAUGCCUUCAUCGGCACCACGGAAGCGAAGGCUCGUUCCGUGAAGCUGAAGCAUCUUGUCUUCGCCGGUUCUCAUUACCCAUCCAAAUAUUUGCGUCGCUAUACCCUAUCUGUGGAUGGCAAGCUGCUUGCGGGAUCUUUCAACGCUAGCGAUAUCCUCGUAUGGCGACUCUCCGAUGGUCUCUUGGUCCAACGCCUACAACAUCGGGGCCAUACGGAUAAUGUUAGAUCCCUAUCGUUUUCUCCCAAUAACCAGACCCUUGUCUCGGGAUCCAACGACAAGAACGCAAUUGUCUGGGACGUUCGAAGUGGUCAUGUGCUUCUGCGUCUGGAAGGACACAGCGGGCGAGUGACCAUAGUUACAUAUGCUCCUCAUGGCGCACUCAUCGUCACUGCUUCUGAAGAAGAUAAUUCCAUGAAGAUUUGGGAC
Messenger RNA from Phanerochaete carnosa HHB-10118-sp, 549 nucleotides. RefSeq lists its product as uncharacterized. Gene Ontology annotation, molecular function: protein binding. The record is from RefSeq and is a predicted model, not a curated record. NCBI's taxonomy places the organism in Eukaryota, Fungi, Basidiomycota, Agaricomycetes, Polyporales, Phanerochaetaceae. The transcript has a single exon. The annotation marks the transcript as partial.